Molecule: messenger RNA, 2847 nt
Organism: Lingula anatina
Lineage: Eukaryota; Metazoa; Brachiopoda; Lingulata; Lingulida; Lingulidae
Product: reelin
Biological process (GO): central nervous system development; neuron migration
Molecular function (GO): lipoprotein particle receptor binding
Source: RefSeq, a predicted model, not a curated record
AUGGACAGAUAUCUCCAGUUUAGCCUUCGUAUAGGCAGUGAGUCACCGGUCAGUGCCUGUCUGUCCCCUGACAGACCAGAUGAGGCCGUAAUACUGGACGUUUCAUGUAACGGUGGGAUAAUGUGGGACACGAUGAAAAUGUUCACUGCCAGUCAUUAUACAACACCCAGGGUUGAGUUUAUUCAUCUCUUGCCUUCUGCCAUUGGUCCAAGCUGUCGUUUCCGCUGGUGGCAGCCAAAUCACUCGGGCCACAAACUGGACAUCUGGGCUCUGGACGAUAUCUCCCUGACCAGUAAGCUCUAUAAUACAAUCAGCCUGGACGUAGGAAAGCUGGACAUACUGGACAGUGGGGUGAAAUUACACUUGGGGGAGAUUGGGAGUUUCUGUGGAAAAUUAAAUGCUGUGAGAUUUGUGAAGCCAGAACAUCAAGAGGAAUUCCGCUCCAUCACCACUAACGCUGUCCACAUUGGACCCAGCCAUGAGGUGGAGUUUGAGCUCGUCCUGGGGUGUGGUCAGCGUUUCUCGGACACGGUGGACAACAGCGUUGUGCUGGAGUACUCCACUGACCAUGGGAUGAACUGGAACAAGGUGGUGGGUUCAUGCCUUCCACCCCAGCAGUGUCCUCAGUACCAGUCAGACAGUAAAUACUCGACCAGUGAGUUCAGGCAGUGGAAGAGAGUAGUAGUGCCUCUGCCUGCUCAUACAUGGUCAGUGACGACCAUGUUACGGCUGCACCAAGCCCAGUGGACACCUGGGGACAGCUGGGCAGUUGGUCAUCUCUACGUUGGUCAGCAGUGUCCAGAGCUAUGCAGUGGACAUGGGAACUGCUUUGAAGGGGUUUGUAGAUGUGAUCCAGGCUACAGCGGUGAAACCUGUCAACCAAUAAAGCCACUAAAGACGAAAUUGCGGGAAGAUUUUUCCCGGAUGGGCGAGCUUCACGAGACCUGGGAAGUGGUGCUGGGAGGAGAAGUGGUUCCAGUCAAGAAGGGAUGCGGCACCAUUCUGUCUGGAGAAUCCCUCCAUUUUAGUCAGGCUGGUAGUCGUAUUCUUAGCACCCAUGAUAUGGACACAAGACGUACAGACUUUCUGGAAUUCUACUUGCGCAUUGGAGGUUCCAACUUGCUAUCCUGUCAAGGAGGUAUAAACAGGGAGAACAGCGUUCUGCUCCAGUACUCCCUCAAUGGAGGAAUCUCUUGGGAACUCCUGAAAGAGCUGCAGGGUGAUGACUAUAGAAAUGCAAAGUUGGUCCACAUUGCUCUCCCAGUGUCAGCCAAGGCAGCUCAAGUCAGGUAUCGCUGGUGGCAGCCAUAUCAUGGAGGCUUGGAGCAGGACCAGUGGGCCCUAGAUCAGAUCUCUCUGGAUACAUACACAGAUAUGCCACUGUUGUAUGAUGACUUUGAGCGGUUUAAUGUGUAUGACUCUUCCCAUUGGCUGACGGUCACUGAGGGCAUGCUGUUUAUUUAUUGCCAGUCUGCAUCCACUGCACUGGUCCUUAACAAUCAGGAUAAUCCAAAGUUUGCCAUCACCAAACGACUGAAACUUGCAAAAGGAGAUGUUGUGCAAUUUAAGAUCAAUGUUGGCUGCUCUAGGCAGUUUGCAUAUGCAGACCCAGUGUAUCUUCGAUUUUCCCAUGAUUCUGGGAAAACAUGGCAGCCAGUCAUCAAACAUUGUUACUUGGAAGAUAGCUGUCAGCAGCAGUAUAGAGAGGAGAGUCAAUAUUACACAGGGACAUAUGGAGAGUGGCGGAUUGUUGUGGUUCCUUUGGAAGAUUACAUUGUUGCUAAACCAGUGCAGUUCCAGUGGUUACAGGGUGGGGACUUAUCAGCAGGCUUUGCACUUGAUGACCUUUACAUUGGUCAGCCAUGUCCAGAAAUGUGCAGCGGUCAAGGGGUGUGUAGACGGGGAACCUGUGACUGUUUCAAGGGAUUCCGUGAGCCAAAUUGCACUAAGCCUAGUCAGGGGUCUCAUGGAGAAUUUGAUCGCUUUGACAACAUGAACCAACCCAGUGCAUUAUGGGAUAGCAUCCAUGGGGGGCAAUUAGGGGCAGGCUGUGGUGUCAUUGAUGUUGGAAAGUCACUUUAUUUCUAUGGUGAUGGAACUAGAGAAGCCAAAACCGUUGUCAUGGAUAUAUCUAACAUCAAAAUGCUUCAGUUUGACAUCAGAAUUGGAAGCAAUGAAAACACAAAAUCCUGCAGGAAACCAGCCAGAAGAAAUGAAGGGGUAAUUGUAGAAUAUUCCACCAAUAAUGGUAUCACAUGGCAUUUGUUGCGGUCCUUGGAUCCAUUUACAUGCUGCAACCAAUCACAAGUGGUGAAUAUUCAGCUACCAGAUGGCGCCAAAAGCAAAAUGACUUCAUUUAGAUGGUGGCAGGCAUUAGGGACAGAAGAUGAAGAGAGGGCACAGUGGUCCAUAGACAGCAUAGUCAUAGGUAUUAACGAGACCACGCGCUCCACCUUCCAGGAUGAUUUCUCUCCCAUGCAGCAGGACGUUUGGUUCAUGGCCCAGAAUGCAGUGCCAAGACUGACAUGUGACUCCAAGGACUUAGCAUUGGAGUUUAGUAAAACAGAUGCUGUGCAGAGGUACGCAGAAACCUGGGACUUCCAUGUGAUGCCAUCCUCGUUCCUGCAGUUUGAUCUGGCCAUGGGUUGUGGCGGGGCAUACUCCUCACUGUACCAUGUGAUGCUGGAGUUCUCCAAGGACAUGGGGCGGACAUGGCACCCAGUGGUGGAGGAAUGUCUGCCGCCUGACACCAACUGCGUGGGUUAUCAUCUCAGCAGUGUCUUCUCGUCAGAGUCACACACAAACUGGACUAGGGUGACCAUGUACCUCCCUGNCUGGAUUUUUUAA